AUGGGCUUGUGCAAGUGUGAACGAAGGCGAGUAACGAAUCUGUUUUGUUUUGAACACCGGGUUAACGUAUGCGAAUUUUGUUUGGUGGCAAAUCAUAAUAAGUGCAUUGUUAAAUCUUAUCUAAGGUGGAUAAAAGACAGUGAUUUCAACCCAUCAUGUUGCAUAUGCCACGAACCCUUCGAGGCUGAUUCUUCCAAGAAAUGUGUUCGUCUGGUGUGUUUAGAUAUUUUCCACUGGGAUUGUCUGAACAAGUACGUGUUGAGCCUUCCACCUACGACAACCCCUGCCGGUUUUUUGUGUCCACUGUGUGGUCAUCCAAUUAUUCCUCAGGCGAACCAUGGCGGACCUGUCGCGGAAGCACUUCGGACGUGUCUUAGUGAAGUUGAUUGGGCAAAAGGAAGCCUGAAUGAAAUAAGGACCCACUUCGCCUUCGAAUCAUACCAGAAUUCCACUCCAUCGCCUUCAAGUUUGUGCAUCCCCGUUCAUAAUGCAAUGGAUGGUAAACUCUUCGAUCCACUUUUAGAUUUAGCAGCCAAACAAUUUCUUAAAGGUCGUGAUGUGACAGAUAUUUUGGAAACGGCUCAGAAAACGCCGGAAAACCGGAUAGAUACUUCAUCAAGUGACACUAAUAUGUAUAGAAAUAAAUCCCAGACGCACUACCAACUCAGAGAAGAACCUUUAUUGUCUUCUUCAAGUCUGUUUUUAUCCUCAGAAAAUGAUGAUAAUGAUAAAUAUAAGCGACACCGGACGUUAAUGUGGUUUAAACGCUUUCUGAGGGGAUAUUCACAAAAGUUUCCACGUCUCUCAGUUAUUCGCCGACAUCGUACUGUUAUACUAAUUAUGGCCUGUAUUAUCUUCAUAUUUCUACUUGGCUUUUAUGGUUCACAGCCGAAAGAUAUUAUUGGUGACCGUUGUUGGAUCCACAUAUGA
Heterobilharzia americana is the source of this 930-nucleotide messenger RNA. The record is from the annotation of a GenBank genome assembly. NCBI's taxonomy places the organism in Eukaryota, Metazoa, Platyhelminthes, Trematoda, Strigeidida, Schistosomatidae.